Messenger RNA from Vicia villosa (hairy vetch), 3046 nucleotides. RefSeq names its product AT-rich interactive domain-containing protein 4-like. The record is from RefSeq and is a predicted model, not a curated record. The transcript is spliced from 16 exons. Gene Ontology annotation, molecular function: DNA binding. Bases 307 to 2667 code for a protein of 786 amino acids. NCBI's taxonomy places the organism in Eukaryota, Viridiplantae, Streptophyta, Magnoliopsida, Fabales, Fabaceae.
ACGUCGUUUAGUUUUAAGAAGAAGAACAACAUGAAAGAAAAAAACGUGAAUCCGCAUCGCUUUCCGAAUCCUCUUGUUCAUCUUUGUUCAAUCUUCAUUCUCAAAUCCAAUCCACAAAUCGCGUUAGGGUUUCCACUUUCCCACACUUCAACUUCUCGUUUCAUCACAAACUCACCUCUUCCCCUUCAAUCAACAACUCACCAAACCCAACGAUGCAACGCAACUUCACAAUUCCUCCGUAAUUUCGCCGUAACGGUGUUUUCCUCGUCGGAGAAUACUUCCGAACUUCACCUCAUCGCUUGAACGAUGUUGCAGUUUCAUUCUCAAGGAGCUUCUAAACAGACUUGUACUGUUCUUGCUGUUACUUCUGAUACACGUUCUGUUGAGCAGAAGCUUCCACUGAAUCAUAGAAAGUAUCCUUUCCCUGAGUUGGUUUCUUCGGGGCGUCUUGAGGUGCAAACUCUAUGCAAUCCGGAAAAGGAACAAUUUCGUAAAGUUCUUGAAUCGUGUCAGCCGAGUUUUGUUUACUUACAAGGAGAGAAGUUAGUGAACGAGGAAGUUGGUCUAUUGGUUUGGCAAGGUGUGGAAUUAUCCACUCCUGAAGAUGUAUCAGAGCUCUUUGGUACCACAUUGCCGACAGUUGUUUAUUUAGAAAUCCCCAAUGGAGAAAGUUUUGCAGAGGCCCUUCAUCUUAAGGGAAUCCCAUAUGUUGUAUUUUGGAAGAAUGCUUUUUCUCGAUAUGCUGCCUGCCAUUUUCGUCAAGCAUUUUUUUCAGUGGUGCAGAGUUCAUGUACACAUACAUGGGAUGCUUUCCACCUUGCACAUGCUUCUUUCAAACUUUACUGUGUUCAAAAUAACCAAGUACUUCCUACUGAUAGCGAUGAUGCUGAUAGUGAUAUGGGGCCACACCUUCUUGGUGACUGUCUCAAAAUCAAUGUUGACCCUCCAGAGAUGGGUGAAGAAGAAGAAGAAGACGAUGACGAUGAUGAAGAAAGUUCCUCCGGCAGUCUUCCUUCUAUACAGAUUCAUGAUGAUGAAAUGAACUUGAGAUUUCUUAUCUGUGGUGCACCUUCCACUGUUGAUGAGUCAUUGCUGAGAUGUUUGGAGGAUGGACUAAGAACUCUUUUAACUAUUGAAAUACGCGGUUGCAAGCUCCAUGGCAAGUAUAGCGCCCCUCCACCGCCUCUUCAGGCAGCUUCUUUUUCACGUGGAGUUGUGACCAUGCGAUGUGAUAUAUCAACCUGCAGUUCUGCACAUAUCUCACUUCUAGUAUCUGGCAGUGCACAAGCCUGUUUUAAUGAUCAGCUCUUGGAGAAUCAUAUAAAAAAUGAGAUAAUUGAGAAGAGUCAAAUAGUUCACGCACAACUCAACAACGAAGUAAACAAACAUAUUAUCUCCGAACCUCGCAGAUCUGCUUCAAUAGCUUGUGGAGCAACUAUAUUUGAAAUUACCAUGAGGCUUCCUCAAUGGGCUUUGCAGAUUUUGCGACAGCUAGCACCUGAUGUUUCUUAUCGAAGUUUAGUUGCACUUGGCAUUGCUAGUAUUCAAGGGUUGCCUGUUGCUUCUUUUGAGAAAGAUGAUGCGGAGCGCUUACUUUUCUUCUAUCAAAGCUCUGAGAAAGAUGAAUGUGCAAAUGGAAAUAUAGUUUUCAGCAGCCCCCCCAUUUGGUUGAAACCUCCCCUUCCUACAAGAAAGAGAUGCGAAUUAAGCCAAGGGGCUAGCCAUGACAUACACGAUGGGGUCUUUGCAGGGCAGGGUGCUGUUAAUAAAGUAGAUGGAGAGGAAAAGGAUAGAAAAAUGGUGAAUGGGAUUAGUACACCAUUAACUCCAGCUAGGCAGAGAUUAAAAGUAUCUGCUAUGAGGCCAAUUCCUCAUGUUCGUCGCCAUAGAAUGACACCUUUUUGUGGACCUUCUGAGAUAGAUAGUUUCGGUGGUGCCCAUGUUGAAGCUAAUGUGCCACUUAUUCCUAUGAAGCGCAGUAGUGUUGGAACAUCAUCCACGGCCCAUAGAAAAUCAUUUUCAAGCUCAGCUCAUUCUAAGCAGGUUAUUUCAUUGAAUCCAUUACCAUUGAAGAAACACGGUUGUAGCAGAGGCCCAGUACAGACUUGCUCUGAGGAUGAAUUUAUUAAAGAUGUCAUGGAGUUUCUGAUUCUCCGAGGGCAUAGCCGACUGAUUCCACAAGGAGGGCUUUCCGAGUUCCCUGACGCCAUUCUGAAUGGAAAGCGCCUUGAUCUCUACAACCUAUAUAAAGAGGUGGUCACAAGGGGAGGAUUUCAUGUUGGCAAUGGCAUCAACUGGAAGGGGCAAAUAUUUUCAAAGAUGGGAAAUUACACAUCAACCAAUAGAAUGACGGGAGUUGGAAAUACACUCAAAAGACAUUAUGAAACCUACCUUUUAGAAUAUGAAUUAGCACACGAUGAUGUGGAUGGAGAAUGCUGCUUGUUGUGUCACAGUAGUGCUGCUGGGGAUUGGGUGAAUUGUGGCAUAUGUGGUGAGUGGGCUCAUUUCGGCUGUGACAGAAGGCAGGGUCUUGGCGCAUUUAAGGAUUAUGCAAAAACAGAUGGGUUGGAAUAUAUAUGUCCUCAUUGUAGUAUUACAAAUUUCAAGAAGAAACAACAUGUUGCUAAUGGAUAUUCGCAAGGGUCAAUGUCAUCAAGACCCCUUUGAUAUAGUUUCCUCCACCCCUUUUGGAGUAGUGGCCAGCUAGUUUGUCCCUUUGUUGAUUGAUAUGUAUUCUCUGUUUUAGAUAGAUUAAUUAGUGAAAUAUAUAGGAUAAAAAAGAAGAGAGAAUUAGGUUUGAUUCACACGUGUCAUUAGAAGUAGGCUUUUUUCUUCCCCUUCAACCUCUGUUCUUUGAUUAAGGGGGACAAAUAUCCUAAUUGAGAUUAUGGAACUCCUUACCAAUUUGGACUAUGAUCAAGCUCUCCAUUACCAGCAGUGAAUUGAAGUUUACUUUCUUCCCACUGUCCUACUGUAUCGAAAGGUAAAUGUAUAGUAUUAGGCACUGAGUAUGUUUAUAUGAUUUAAUCUAAUAGAUCAUUUUUAA